Molecule: messenger RNA, 1328 nt
Organism: Drosophila ficusphila
Lineage: Eukaryota; Metazoa; Arthropoda; Insecta; Diptera; Drosophilidae
Gene: Tap42
Product: immunoglobulin-binding protein 1
Exons: 2
Coding region: 92-1234 (380 amino acids)
Biological process (GO): regulation of signal transduction; regulation of dephosphorylation
Cellular component (GO): cytosol
Molecular function (GO): protein phosphatase 2A binding
Source: RefSeq, a predicted model, not a curated record
GUCUUAACAGCUGGCGGCUUGCAUUUUAUUUUCGCAACAUUAAUAUUUUUAAAAAUACAUAUUAAAACCCGACGUGAAACAAUAUUUACAAAUGGCUGAGAGCAAUACAGCUGGCGGCGAGGAUAAGAAGUUGUCAGACAUCUUUUUGACCGGCUGGAACAUAUUGGAUGAGUUAGAAGUAACCGAUUUGCCUUUCAAUGGAAGUGAAUUUCAGAACAAAGUAAAGACGGCAAUGGGUCUUCUCGAGCAGGCCACUGUUAUUGUAAACCAAGUUAGCAUGUUUAGUGCCAAUGAGAUGAUCGACGAAGUAUCUACAGAAUCGCUGCCCUUCAUGCUGCUCCCUUAUUUUCUGGGCAAGCUUACCACCAAGAUCAACAGUCCUAACAGCACACAGUCCUUGGAACUGGGCGAGAUUUACUUUAAGGAUCAUUUGCAGCGCUGCCAGGAGUAUGAACUGUGCCCUGCACCCAAAUCACAGGUGGUUUCGGCGGACAACCAGGCUGAAAAGAGCGAGAAGCGGGAGCUAAUAGAGGCAGCCUUCAAUAGAAACGACAAAAUCGCCCAGUACCGCAGGAUGAAGGAAAUCGACGCCUAUAUCGCCAAGAUGCGCGAGGCAAUCAAGAACAAAACGGCCGACGACGAAGACAAACGGGAGUUCUUUCUGAAGUAUUUGGACAAGAGCAUCAUAGACUCCAAGCAGGAGCUGGAGUCACUGGGCACGAUGAAGCAGCUGGCCCAGAUGCGUCUGGCCCAACUAGCUGACGGAAAAGUUUACAACGAAGUAAAUGAAUUUAAUCCAUCGAAUGAGCAUCAACCUGCAUCUUCCACCUCCCGUGGUCAUGGUCACAGUCACGGACCAGGACGCAAUCACCAUCAUCAUCAGCAGUCCGCCAAGCCGAAGCCCCUGCAGCCAUUUAUUAUCACACGCAAUGCCACACAGAAGGCGGUGUUUGGUUUGGGCUAUCCAAGUUUGCCCAUUAUGACCGUGGAUGAGUUCUACCAGCAGCGCGUCGACGAAGGCAUCUUCCCCGACGAGGAGAAGGUGGCCAAGAUGAACCAAGCACAGGCAAUUGCCGCUACCCGAGAUCCCAACGAGCAGGAAGACGAGGAGAAGGCCGCUGAGGAACUCCAGGCAGAGCAGGACGAUCCGGAGUAUAUCGACCGCAUGAGACGCAUGGAUGAGUAUAAGGAUGUCGUGCGUCGCGGGGACGGAAACCGUCAUAACCGAAGCUAGGCAAAACACUCAUAUAUAUUACAUACUUUUCUAAAAAGAAUAAAAUGGAUAAUUUACAAAAUUGGUUUAAAGCCAAUGUAUUCUGCAAGCAAAA